Microcebus murinus (gray mouse lemur) is the source of this 3640-nucleotide messenger RNA. Lineage: Eukaryota; Metazoa; Chordata; Mammalia; Primates; Cheirogaleidae. The record is from RefSeq and is a predicted model, not a curated record.
AAGUGAUUUUCUUUUCCCAACGUCUCUUCUGCAUGUGGGUGGGAAGCCAAUGAAGGGAAACGAAUUCACCCUAGGGUAGGGAAGGAUAGCUAUGUAAGUCUGGGUGUGCCUGUGUUCGUCAUUUCUUUCGAUUCAGCAAGUCAUACUUUGGAAAUGUUGGGUAGAUUCACAAACUACCGCUGCUCUCCGGGGUUUUCAGAAGCUUGCCUUUGAACUGAAUUUUCGUGAGCGAACCGGUGUGAAGUUGGCGGCCCCUCCCUUCCUUCGGGCCCCCUGGAUAUGGAGUAAGCAGCAGGCGCCCCCUUGUGCUGCGGUAUGAGUACUGUUGCUGUUGGCCAACUUUGCUCCCUUUCUGGGGAAAUUUGAUUUUCUUGUGACUUUGUUGUCUUGCUCUUAACAUGGGAGGAAUACACCUAGAAUCAGUGAACUGGUGGUGCUGUAUCCUGUCCCUGAGACUUCCAUUCAUUCAGAACAUAGGUGAUGUUAAGAUGCCUAUUUGUAUGUUAGGCCCUGGGGAUAUAGUUGUGAUAAAUAUGACAGGGCAGAGGGCAAUAAGAGCAUAUUAUGAAAGCAUAGCACAUAGUCUAAUGAGGAUCAGAGAAUUAUUCCAUAAUCAAGUGAUAACCAACCUAAAGGUUUGAUGGGUAUUAUUAGCCAGAUAAGAAAGAAGAGUUUUCCAGCCCUCCUUGUUAACUUUCUCAGUUUAAAUAUAUUUUUCUUGUAGUUCUUCAACCCAAAUCGAUGAGCUGCCUCUGAUGCUUUGCUCUCCUUUCAGAUUUCCCAGGCUAGUGUUUGAAAGUUCUGUAGGAGCCGUUGCUACUUCUUUUAGCCCAAGGAGUGGGAAAAAAAAAGUCUUAAAGUGCAUUCUUUACCUCAGAAUGGCUUUGCAGUUGUUUAUACAUUGCUGCCAUUCCUACAAAGAGAUGGAAAUAACAGUUCUCUCCAUUCCUAGUAGUCAACUCUGUCUUCACCCUAAGUUUGUUUCAGCAAUGUGAGCUGGCUGACGUCCUGCUGAGUGGUGGUUUUCUUUUCCUUCUCCACUUAAUUUAACAGACCAGCUGAACAAACAUCAAAGAGCUAAGCUGAAGUGUGUAGUCAUUAUGGUCUUCCAGUAUGAUUUUAUGCCCCACUUUUGGGACUAUGGUUUGGGACCUAGUUUAUUAUUCUGGGCAAGAGGAAAAGGGCACACACCAAAUAAUAGCAGCUACAACAUAGAUUUGUGUAGUACUUCACACUUUAGUCCAUUUCACCAUUAUGACAAUUUUGUAAGAUAGGCAAAAAAAAAAAAAGACUGAUCUCAUUUUUUUGUAAAGAACUGAGUUUCAGAGGGACUAAAGAGAACUUGUAAGUGACGGAGUCAGAACUUGAAUCCAGAUCUUCAGUGCAUAGGAGCACUCAACAGGCUUUUAAAGAUUUUCUGUGAGCUUAGCUUUCUUUCCAGCUUCAUCUUCCACACAGCUUCAUCUGUGUGGAACUUUUCCAACAAGAAUACAGUGCUUCAGAGUGACACCUAGUGAAGCCUUCUGCCUUCAAGAUUCUUUUCCCUUAUCUGGGAAGUUAGAGUUUAGAAGCCUGAGGGAGCUCAGUCUGGUAGCAACACCCCUGAAUUCCUGGUGAUGAGAGGAUGUGGCCCCUGGACCCAUCCCGGAAGGAGGUGCUGAGGUUUGCAGUCACCUGCCGUGUCCUGACUCUGAUGCUGCAGGCCAUCUUCAAUGCCAUUAUCCCAGAUCACCAUGCCGAAGCCUUCUGUCCUCCUCGACUAGCCCCCUCAGGCUCUGUGGACCAAAUUGUGGAAGGUCUUCUAGGUGGCCUGUCUCGUUGGGAUGCUGAACACUUCCUGUUCAUUGCCGAGCAUGGGUACCUGUAUGAGCACAACUUUGCCUUCUUUCCUGGUUUCCCCUUGGCCCUGCUGGUGACAGCUGAACUACUGAGACCCUUGCGGGUGUUCCUGAGCCUCCGGAGUUGCCUGCUGAUUUCAGUAGCAUUGCUCAAUUCCUUGUUCUCUGUGCUGGCCGCAGUUGCACUUCAUGACUUAGGCUGUCUGGUCUUGCACUGUUCCCGCCAGGCCUUUUACGCAGCACUGCUCUUCUGCCUCAGCCCUGCCAAUGUCUUCCUGGCAGCUGGUUACUCAGAAGCUUUGUUUGCCCUCCUAACAUUCAGUGCCAUGGGGCAGCUGGAGAGAGGCCGAGUCUGGACUAGUGGACUCCUCUUCGCCCUUGCCACUGGUGUGCGCUCCAACGGGCUCAUCAGUGUCGGCUUCCUCAUGCAUUCUCAGUGUCGGGACUUUUUCUCUUCUCUUAUGGUGCUGAAUCCCCUGAGACAACUCUUGAAGCUGAUGGCCUCUCUGUUUCUGUCAGUGCUUAUGCUUGGCCUUCCCUUUGCCCUUUUUCAGUAUUAUGCCUACACUCAAUUCUGUCUGCCAGGCUCGGCUCACCCCAUUCCUGAGCCCUUGGUACAGUUAGCUAUGGACAAGGGCUACCGGAUUGCAGAGGAAAAUGAGCCACCUUGGUGCUCCUGGGACCUUCCCCUAAUAUACAGCUAUAUCCAGGAUGUCUACUGGAAUGUUGGCUUUUUGAAAUACUAUGAGCUCAGGCAGGUGCCCAAUUUUCUGUUGGCCACACCAGUGGCUAUACUGGUUGCCUGGGCAACAUGGACAUAUGUGACCACCCACCCUUGGCUCUGCCUUACACUUGGGCUGCAAAGGAGCAAGAGCAGUAAGGCCUUAGAGAAGCCUGAUCCUGGAUUCCUCAGUCCUCAAGUGUUUGUGUACCUGAUCCACGCUGCAGUGUUGCUGCUGUUUGGAAGUCUGUGCAUGCAUGUUCAGGUUCUCACCAGGUUUUUGGGCUCCUCCACUCCCAUUGUGUACUGGUUUCCAGCUCACUUGCUUCAGGAUCAAGAGCCACUGUUGAGAUCUCUAGAGACUGUGCCUUGGAAGACUCCUGCAGAAGACUCACCACCAGGACAGAUGGUCCCCAGAAAUUCUAUCAUGGGACUUUUGUACAACUGGAAGACCUGUUCUCCAGUCACACGAUACAUUCUAGGCUACUUCCUGAGUUACUGGCUCCUGGGACUACUACUACAUUGCAACUUCCUGCCUUGGACAUGACUUGGAGUCUCCAGGGACAGGCUGGAAGCCAACUUUACUCAGGGAUCUGAAAGUAAAAAUACACAUUGGGACUUCCUGCACUGUCCUAGGAUCAUUACUAUGUUCAUUAGAAUCUCUCUUUGAAGGCUGGUCAGGAAUGGGAGAAGUGUGAGCCAUAGAGAGCCCUUUCUGGUCCUGGUUAGGGCAAAUUUUAGAAUGGUAACUAUUUUUACUGUAAGUGAAGAUUAUCUUAUUCCAAGUCUAAAGUACACCUGGAUCUUUCUGGUCAGUCAGUGAAGGGACAGUCUUAAACCUACCACUGACCCAUGCAUAAAUUUAAACAUAAAUUAUUAAAAGCAAAUUUAAUCAAAGGCUUGGUGACAGGCUGGUGGUAGUCCCCACAAGAUGGUGCAGGCUUCAACAGUGCAGUGGCAGUGGUAAAGUAGGACCAUCUUUUCUAAAUAGACAUUGUUUCUGAUGACUUUUUAUGAUUUGUGCAUUUAUUUAUGUGAACAAUCUUACAAAGAUAUGCAAAUUUUUUUUUUUUUGUUAUAC